CAAUCACUAUUGCGUUUUUCUUUCCCAGCCGCCGCACACGUGCCGACUGCCGAGAUUUGUGAUAUUUUUACAAAUAAUUUUCUUUGCACGUUGCGUUUGAUUUCUUACAGAUUUAUUCUAACAAGUAAUCAAAUUACAAAGAUCCACUAAUUAGGACAUCGUAUUUUAUCAUUACAGCCAACAACCCCAGGUUCAUGGCAAUGGUAUCAACAGAAAAUUUGAAUGGCAGUGGGGCAGAAGCACCCACUGAAGUCCUGCCUGCUUUAGCUGAGAAACCGGCUGGCUUGCCUCCGGGCAAGUAUGCCCUUGUGGGAUGGGAUAUGGACACUACUGGACGCAGGUUGAUUGAUGAAAUAUGCCAGAUAGCAGCAUACACGCCGAAGCAGUCGUACUCACAGUACAUAAUGCCGUACGGGGACUUGAACCCCGGCGCGCGGCGACGCCAUAACGUGAGGGUUGUCACCGUCGGCCGCUACCGCAUGCUGAAGGAUACUAAUACUCAUAAGAUAUUGAAAACCAAAUCAGAAAUAUCAGCGCUGACAGACUUCCUGGACUGGCUGGAGAAGGAGAAGGGAGACGGCAGUGUCAUACUCAUCUACCACGAGCCGCGCCGGCUCAGCCCUACCAUGCUAUUGGAAGCUUUUACACGCUACAAGCUGCUGGAUCGCUUCAAGUCGAUCGUGGCCGGCUUCACGGACAGCUACGCCCUGGCGGCCGACAAGUGCAAAGCGACAGUAAAGUCGGUCUCGCUGCGAGUGCUGGCGCGAGUGCUGCUGGACGCGGAGACGCUGUCGGUGGACAGCGCACUCGACAGAGCCACCGCCGCCUACAGGAUCGUCGAGCAUCUUGCACAAGGAGAGCAGCAGGAGGUAGGAGCGGGCGGCGAAGGUACCACGGCCAGCAAGGACAUGGUGGAGACAGCGCGACUGUGGGCGCGGCCCGUACAGACGGAGCUGGAGGCUCUGGCUAGCUUAAAGAAACUAUUAGAGAGACAGAACACGUUCCGGCCGGUGUUCGCGCCUCUGCUACGUCAGCCGCGACCGGAGCGCAAGCGCGUCACGCAGCUGCGGCGACUGUUGGCCGACGCGGGCUUGCUCUACGACCAAGUGAAGGAUGCGUGGCAGGAUCAGAACUGCGCUGGCGUAGAAAAACUGUUGAAGAACCUAACUAUAUCUGCAAAAUCUGAAGACAUUCAAGAGUUACUCACAAUCUUCGAUUGCCAUUUCGAUCCUAACAAGGAACCUAUCAUUCUCCAGCCUACAGUUAAUCGCGGCAGCAGACCUAGGGCCACGUCUUCAGCGGGAGAGACAGGCGAGGCUACCGGCAGCACGAGCGACUCUCAAAAGACAUCCACCCAGAAUUCACCCAACAAGACUAAUAAUGAAAUUAAGCAAGAAAUUACAACAGAGCCCAGCCAACCGGCGGCGGCGGCGGCCAACUAACGCGCCGCGAGUGAACGCGACAAGCUUACACUUUCUCACAUACUAUCGUUUAGUACUGUAACGGAGCCAUAGCAUGUGACUAAACAUUUAUUCGUAUUAUACAUUUAGAUUAAGUCUCCUUUGGAAUUGAAAGAGGUUUGUUUUGCAAGCGUCGGUGAGCGAGUUACAAGUUUUAUUUUAACUUAGUUGUUAACCUUCCAGUUUUGUAUUUUAUUUGUUGGCUUCACGCGUAAAGUUUUUAUAUAUACAUGGAUAGACGAUAAUUGUAGUUGAGUGCCUUAGCAACUCAGUGUUUUAAGGGAGUUUUUCACACUUUUGUGUAUUGUAAUAAGCCUGAGAUAACGUUUUGUUGUUUUAUAUGGAAGCUCAGUGAAUGGAGUCUUGUCUGAGGUUGGAGGAGGAUCGGGUGUUGCAAAGUAUCAUAAUAUGUUUUAUAUAUAUGUCGCUGAUAUAGAGAGGAUAUUUAUUAUGUUACUACUGGACUUUUAAAUAGAAGUACAAUAGUAGUACUCAUUAUUUAUUAUUUUAAAAUAAAGCGGUUAUUUUUUUACGGCGUGCAAUCACAUGGAAUGGAUGGACUGAUUUUUACAUCCACUGUUUUAAAGGUUUUAUUCUUUUUAUCAUUUUGCAUAAUAUUUUAGGCUGAAUAAUGCAUUUUUUGUUUCUAUAUCGAUACUAAUUAGCUGUCGCAUGUCAUUUUCUUUUGCCAUAGAACAAUUCUAUAAGAUUAAGUUUCCUUACCAUACAAUAAGCUACGCGUAAUGAAAGUGUGUACCUAUUAACUUACGUCUAAUUUAGUUAGUUUUAACAUAGACUGUACAUAUAAUUUAAUUUCUUAUUUUGUUCAGAUCUCUAAUAAAUAUGUAAGUCUAA
This is a messenger RNA of Maniola jurtina (meadow brown), 2315 nucleotides long. It is a transcript of the gene exu, whose product is annotated as maternal protein exuperantia. Gene Ontology annotation, biological process: bicoid mRNA localization. The coding region runs from base 195 to 1442 and encodes 415 amino acids. NCBI's taxonomy places the organism in Eukaryota, Metazoa, Arthropoda, Insecta, Lepidoptera, Nymphalidae. The transcript is spliced from 10 exons. Gene Ontology annotation, molecular function: protein homodimerization activity; RNA binding. The record is from RefSeq and is a predicted model, not a curated record.